Galdieria sulphuraria is the source of this 2652-nucleotide messenger RNA. RefSeq lists its product as uncharacterized. NCBI's taxonomy places the organism in Eukaryota, Rhodophyta, Bangiophyceae, Galdieriales, Galdieriaceae. The record is from RefSeq and is a predicted model, not a curated record. The coding region runs from base 91 to 2592 and encodes 833 amino acids. The transcript has 2 exons.
UGAUCAUUUGUUUUACCGAAUUUCUUAACAUUUGGAAGCAAUUUCUUCCAAAUAGGAAACUUGGAAGGUUUUCACAUUCUUUGUACCCAUAUGACAAGUGAACAGCUGUUGUCGAUUUCAGUCAAAGAGAGGCAUCCUCCUUCCAGGAGAAACAAACCCUUUGUAAGCUUAUUGGGACAAGAAGAGGAAAGUUCUAGGUCCCGGUCAGAAUCCAACAGUGAACUGCUGGCACGCGCGAGUCUAUCUUCUGAAGUUGGAGAUUCACCUGAAGGAAUUGAAGCCUCUACAGAACAAGCUCAACGUUUUGCUUAUUUUACUGAGAACUAUUCUGCUUCAGUGAAUCAGCGUUUCCAAUCCAGUGGCGAGAAUAACGCAACUUUUAGUGCAGAAAAGCCCUUGAACACAGAAGAUUCGCAACCUGUUGAAACUGACGAACUUUGUGUUUUGUUUGACGUCUCAGGUUCUUUGAUUAGAGAACCUACCGUGGACAAGCCUUUUCGAAUUGAAGACGUAGACUCAAUUCAAGGAAUCGAAAAAUAUACCUUUUCUUUAUGUGACCUACUAACUCUUACAAGAAGCUCCCUGCCCCAGCAAAGAAUUGCUGCGUUAAAAGCAAUAUGCAAUGUUUUUCGUUCUACUACAGAUGGAACUCUUACUGACGACGAAGCUUGUUCCGUUUUAGAACAGUUUCAGCGCUGCAAUGGUCCUUCAACGCUGAUUGACUUACUUGAAAUUCCCAACUAUAUGGUGUUUUACUACCUUCUUAGCAUCGUUUCUUCUUUGAUAUUGGAAGUCGAAGGAUACCUAAAUCACUUCGAGGAAAGAUGGAACACUGUGGGUUUGCUAGAGGAAGAUUUGCAGAAGUUAAAAUGGUCAAGUAAUGGAACUGUUUCCGAAAACUCUGAUAGUUUAAAGAAUGUUCGCAGCUGGAAAAAACCGCUUAUCGCAGCUCGUCUUGUAGAAUGUUUUUUUCUGUCAAAGUUCUUGGACAAGUUACAGAGAUUCGAGAAUCUAAGUGCUUUGAGAAACAGAGCUUACUAUAUUCUUGCACUGCUCUUCGUGAGUUAUAUUGUGUAUUAUUGGCUUCAACAAGAAGGAUUGCGUUGCAAGGUUGCCUUUGAAAUUGGAAAGGUGCUUGUCAAGAACAGAAAAAGCUAUGAUGACAAUUUUCUAGCCAAGAUGAUGACCUGGUGUUUGAUAGUCUUGCCGACUUCGGGAGAAUGCCUGAGCGUAGUCCUAAAACUAGAGUCGGAGAAGACUUUGUAUUACAGAAUUCAAAGUUUACGUAUAGUGAUGCAUUUAACUGACGGGAAUUUGGUGCAGUUUGAUGUCUGGUGUUAUUUAAAGACCAUGAUUGAGAAUUGGAAAAGCACAGAUUAUUUGAUAGAAGCAUUGCCAACGAGAGAAUGCUUAUUACUUUGUAUUGAAUACUGCAAGCUUGCAAAGAUACAAAACAUUUUACUCGAUGAUGACGCAAGUAAUAUAUGUCCUGAAAUUUUUUCUUUAUUGAAUUUCUUGAUGGAUUAUUUGAAUGGAAACGAUGAUGAAGCAAUAAGAUUUUAUAUUUUACUUGUUGCUGAGCUCUUCGUGAGAUUGUUCUUGGGUUCAACUCCUUCGAUCCGGUGUAGCCUGGAGAAGAGGAUGGAGUCUUUGUAUAGUUACCUAGUUUCUAUGCUGAACCAUCUUCAGAGUUCUUGUUACGCUGGAAUGGAAAGUGUCGAGUUUGUAUAUUCACAAGAUACUGAGAAACGAGCUUUCAUUUUUAUGGCUUUGAGGAUUCUUUGCUUACUUGACAGGAAUAUUCAUCUGUAUUUUCCAGAUAUCGAAAAACUUAUCAAUCAUGCUUGGACGACAAUUGCGAAGUAUAAAGACACAAAUAAGGACAUUUUUGCAGUCUCGUUGGGCAUUGAAUCUUCAAAGCAUGUAUAUUACAUGGUGAUGUUCCUUGCCGAUUUUCACUUGAAAUGUUUUAUUGAUAGACAUGCCGUAUCUGAAUUGGAAAGUUGUUUACGACUCGUUUCCAUCGUUCAGUCGCUAGGAUUAUUCAACAUUUGCAAGAAUUAUUAUUCUUAUGUUUUUGCCCCCGACUCGUUGUCUAUUGCCUUCAGUAGCUUGGAUGAAGUCAACAUUUUAUCGUCGUUUUUGGAAGCACAAAUUGGGAAUAUCUUAGAAAAAUAUCGAGAGUUUUGGUGGUGGAGUGUUCUUUCUUAUUUUGUUCAUUUAGAAACCUUUAAUUACGAUGAUAGACGACGAUUGGUUUUGGUGCUAAGAUAUUUUCUUUUUCUAGUGAAGCAAACAGAUGUGUUUGAACCCAUGUACCCGAUUUUAUUUUACAAGAUUAUGAGACAAAUUUUGAAUGGCACUGAAAGUUGGCAUCUUUUGGUUGAGCAAGAACUUGAGGAACUUAUUUUUUAUCUAUUAAGUUAUGACAGUUAUCAUUCAUGUGUCCUAUAUCUUGAAACUGCAGAUCUUGGAAGCGGUUUGGUUGAUUCUUUGGUAGAUAUGGCCUACCGUCAUCUUUUCUCCAAUGACAUAAUGGCUUCGAAAAUGACGGAAAAGAGUUUCGUCUUGGUUUAUGGAGGAAGUGCGUGAAAUGCAAUUUUCAACUGUGCGACCCUCUAUGGAUAACUGGGCCACUAUGCCAGUAUAUGA